UCUGCUUCAUCUGUUAUUUCACAACAGUGGCCAAAACAGGUUUCAACCCGUUUGUCAUCCAUAACAAGACCUUGUUUUUAUUUAAACACAAAGAAUAUUUGAAUAAGUCGACAUAACAUUCGUGAAUGUCUAAAUUAUUUAUCAAUAAUUAUCGAGGAUCAAACAAUGCCCAUCGCAGAGAAGCGUCAAAAAUUAACAAGUGAAUCUACUGUUUCUGAUAUUUCCCAGUCUCUUGUAUCAUUGGCAGACAGUGUCAAGUCAAUUGGUGAAACACACAAAACAUUUUUGUUAAUUAACAAAUUUGUUGUUUCAUAUCUUCAAGGAAUAAAAAAAGAUACUCAACAGCUCAACUUGGAUCCAACCCUUGAACAAUAAAACACCAGUUAAAAAUGCCAGAUAAAAAAUUAGACGCAAUUAAUUUUGCUAAUGAUUUUUUUACUCUGAUCAAUUGCUCAACAACAGAGUUGAAAAAUUAUUUGGCUAAAGAUGUGGUACUUGAUUGGUUUGGUGAAACAAUCAGUGGUCGUUGUAAUGUUGCUGAAUUUAUUAUGUAUCAAGUAAAAAAUUCACGACAUAUUUUUAAAGAAAUAUUACCAACUGAUACAAUUGGCUAUCGAAAAAGUCCAUCACUAAGAAGAAAAUAUACAUCAGUUGGUGGUGGACUAAAUGAAAUAAAUGAUACAAUUGAUGAUUCAAAUAUUCCAUACAAACGCAAAUGUUAUUCUGAUGUAUAUUUAAAAAUGAAUGAAGACAACAAUAAUCAAUGGAAUGAUUCAGUUGAUAUUGUUGAAGAAGAAGAAACUGAUUUAGAUAAUCAAGAAAAAAUGGAAGUAACUGAAAAUUAUAUAAGCAACGAGUUAGAUUUUAAAAAAUUAGCAAUUGAUAACUUCAGUACACCACUAAGAGUUCCAAAUACAAAUACUGCUGAUGAUAAUGGGUAUGUUUUGCAUGAUGUUGCUUUAAAUUCAAAAAUUGCUUCACAAUUAAAACAAACAAAUAUCAAUGAUAUUGAAAAAUUUAUUGAUAAAUUAACAAUCAAAAAUAAUACAUUGAAUGAUAAUAAUGUUAUUUCAAUUGCAAAUAAUAAUAAUCAACCAAUUAAAUAUAUUGAGGCAUAUGGUGCAAUUGAAAUUUCAAGAUAUUAUCAUACUGAACAAGUGAGAAAAGAUAUUCGUAGACGUCAUUGUAAAUUACAAAUUGCAUAUUCGGUUGGUGAAAAUAAUGAUAAUGAUGCGAAAUAUGAUCGAUACGAGAAAGACAAUGUUAAAGUCGUUGCUAAUUCGGAUAUUGACUUUAACUACAUCAUUCACUUGUUGAUAUACAGCCCAAAUACCAAGUGCCGAUUAAAUCUUUCAAAUGAAUUUGAAGGAAAAGAAUUUCUCGAGUAAUUAAUAUUCAUAAAAAAAUAUUUUCUUUAUCUAGUUUCAAACAGCCCAAUUCAUUGUAGAAUUUUUUUUGCUGUGAUAAACUAGUCAUUACUCGUCGUUAUCAUGUAAUUAUUACUCUUAUUACCAACUCGUUAAAUAAUAAUAAUUUUUUCUUUUUGUUUCUCUAAUAAAUACGAGUUUAGUGUCACUUGAAAAUAAAGUGAAUAUAUAUUUUUUUAUGAUUUAAAAGUGAAG
Messenger RNA from Aphidius gifuensis, 1622 nucleotides. RefSeq lists its product as uncharacterized. The record is from RefSeq and is a predicted model, not a curated record. Lineage: Eukaryota; Metazoa; Arthropoda; Insecta; Hymenoptera; Braconidae. The transcript has 4 exons. The coding region runs from base 390 to 1388 and encodes 332 amino acids.